GAAUACAAUCCCAGGUCGUCAGCAGCUUUCGGCAAUGUCACAUGCUUUGUCAUAUGACACUACUGACAGCGUGACUACAUGACUAUAGAUAAUAUAAUCUUGUUAAAUGAUGUCGUGAAAGUCACAUGGCCUUAUGGAAGACACGGGUAUAAAAGCCAUCGCAAACCUCGAACCAAAGAUCUCCCACGUUAAAUCACUUUCCGUUCACCAUGAGGGUUUUAGCCGUCCUUUCCAUCCUGGCCGUCGGCCUGGUCGUCUGCGAGGCCGUCAGGAAGAACUGGGUCCUGCUCAUAGCCGGCUCCGCGGGGUACGAUAACUACCGGCACCAGGCGGACAUCUGCCACGCCUACCAGAUCGUGCACAAGGCUGGGGUCCCGGACGAGCAGAUCGUCGUGAUGAUGUACGACGACAUCGCCAACAACAAGGAGAACCCCGUCAAGGGAAACGUCAUCAACCGACCCAAGGGCCCCAACGUCUACCCCGGCGUGCUGAAGGACUACACGGGGAGGAACGUCAAUGCCAAGACUUUCCUCGCCGUGCUGCAAGGCGAUAAGGUGAGUCUAGGGCAGAAUGGCUUGUUUAUUUGGGAAAUUCUUACAUGGUGAGUCAGAAAAUUAAUUGUUAAGUUAAUAUUAAUGCUGCUUUUUUUUUUUAAAGCAGUUAUUUUAUUUCAUUUGAUUUGAAGAAUUCCGUAUCCGGAAAUUUGAUCGAAAGAAAUUUCACGGACGGAAAACUGCUCGAAUUUGAAGAAAAUUUUAACGUAUGAACUGAAAAAAAAAGGAUUCUUGACCGAAUAGCCGUUCGUUCAAAUUUCCGUCGAUCAAUUUUCCGUCGACGAAAUUUCUUUCGAUCAAAUUUCCGGUAGCCCAUUAGAUUUGAAGAAUUCAUGCCUUGCAUUGAUCAAAUUGAUUUUGACUUAGUUAAAUAAUUACAUUUCUCGAAUAGAGACUUCAAGAACGUGCAGAGAACAUGUUCUUAAUGAUGUCAUCAUUCACACUAUGGGGCCCACAAGCACACCAAAUACACCGUAACACUAAUUAACCCUUCGUUGCUUAGCUUGUUAAGUAAUUAGCUGUUUAAAGGAUACAUCCAGAAAAAUCUUCCAGUUUCAAUAAUGUGAUGGCAAUUACAAUUCAACGGACACAUUUCUUUUUAAAACAAUAAUAAAUCUUAGAUGAUCAUUUAAUAAUGGGAAGGCCACACCAGUUCACUACAUAAUUUGUUAAUAAAAUAUAACUGAAUGCCCUAUUUCAUUUCGAAUUGAAAGCACUGGAUCACUGCCUUCAAGUAAUUACAAGUGCAGACACGUGUUCUGCCACACGAUGGCAAACGGAGAUCCAAUUACGCAGAAAUGUUUAACUGUUUCCGGUGACACUAUAUGUGACACAUUAAUUUUCAUCAACCCGCCUCGGGAUUUUCAAAAUUCUAACCAUAUUAACGAUCUGACCUUUACACAGGAAGCUGUCCGUCAGCUGACAGGUAAAGACGGUAAGGUGAUAGAGUCCGGCCCUGAGGAUUACAUCUUCGUCAACUUCGCUGACCACGGCGCCCCGGGUAUUCUCGGGAUGCCCACCGAGCCCUACCUCAAAGCCCGCGCCCUGAACACCGCCCUGAAGAGCAUGCACCAGAAAAAGAAGUUCGCCAAGCUCGUCUUCUACGUGGAGGCGUGCGAGUCGGGGUCAGUCUUCAACAAACUGCUGCCAAAAGACAUCAACGUGUACGCCACCACUGCAGCCAACCCCACAGAGUCCAGCUGGGGAUGCUACUGGGACGAGGCCAGGAGCACCUACCUGGGGGAUACUUACAGGUGAUUACAGUUUGAGGGAAGUUUUCUUAACUCUUACAUAAAUUAUGUGAAUAUAAUCCAAUGUUGCCGAUUAACUCUAUUACUAAACUCUACAUUAACUCUAUCAAUGACCUUUACAUUAACUCCAUCUCUAAUCUUUACACUAAAUCUAUCUCUAAUCUUUACACUAACUCUAUCAAUGAUCUUUACAGUGUCAAAUGGAUGGAGGACACCGAUGCUGCAGAUCUCAGCAAGGAGACCUUCGAACAACAAUACAAGAAGGUCAAGGUCGAAACCAACCAAAGUCACGUGGAACAGUAUGGUGACCUAUCCAUUGACACGUUUACGCUGAACAAAUUUUUUGGCAACGACAAAGAGGUAGCAUGCUUUUCAAAUAACUGACUGAAGAAAAUGUUCAGUUUUUGCCAUUUCCCCAACAUAAACUGUUCCCUUUAUUUAAAUACUUGUAACUUACGAAUAACUUUGUCGAACUCUUGCUAAAUUUUACUCUAAUACACCUACUACAAUUAUGCAUAAGUUCAAAUAUAAAACACACCAUAUCUGUAUGAUCCAAAUGUAAUGAUAGCUAUUUGUGAUACUUCUUCUUAUACUUUAAAAUUGUGGACAGCCACGUAAAUGUUUCUAGACGGCUUAAAGUGUACUUAUUGAACACGCUUAAUGCCAAGACGCUGAUCGAAACCGUUUGUCCGCUUGACUUUUCAGUACAUCAAGAUGAACACCAGCGUUGAGGUGGUUGAACCCAUGGAUCCCACAGACCAGGUUCCCAGCGAGCUCGUGACACUAAGAACUUUGGAGAAGCGCCUGGAGAAGGCAGCCUUUAACUCCCUGGAGAGGUCCGAACUCGAGACCAGACUGACCAAGCUGAAGACGCUCAUGUCGCAGACCCACCAGCUCAUCUGGAACAUCAUAAAAACAGUUUACAGGUGAAUGACUUUAUCGAGCUGUGGUGAGCUGCAUGGAAAUCAUCAAGACUGUAGUAAUUUGGUGAAAUACUUAAAACAGAAAACAUUGACUGACCCACUAACACUGAUUGACAUUGACUGACCCACUAACACAGGCUGACAUUGUUUGACCCACUUACACAGGCUGACAUAGACUGUCCCACUAACACAGGCAAACAUUGACUGACCCACUAAUACGGGCUGACACUGUUGACUUGCAAUGGUAACAAAGAUACACUAUCACUAAUACAAAUAUUUAAAACACUUCUUACCUAAGUAAAAAAAAAAAAAUUCUGUUUGCAUUAAAUUGCAAAUUAUCCACAAAGCCCCAUUUCUAAUUUUAACAUCACCUUGCCAGUUCAUCAGCCAUGUUAACUUUGAAUAAAGUAGAGGGGAAAUAUGGAAGAGCUAUUGAACUAAAACUUUUUCCUUAUAUUAAAUUUUGGCACACUUGUUAACAAAUGUAACAUCAUUAAGUCAUCUGGGUUAAGUCCGUCGGAAUGCGAUAUCGGCCAACAUUCGAAUUGGGUUGAGUUUAUUUUAUGUGAUGGGCCUGGUUUUAUAAUGUGAGAACAGGCAGCUCGCAUCCUAGCCAUUAUUAUCAUUAGCUCAUCUCACCCAUCUCAAAUGAUGCUACUUGGCAAUGUCUUAGAUCAGUGCUUCUCAACCUUUUUAAUGUCGCGACCCUUUAAUACAGUUCCUCAUGUUGUGGCGAUCCCCAGCCACAAAAUUAUUUUCGUUGCUGCUUCAUAACUCUAGAGGACAUGUGUUUUCCGAUAGUCUUAGGUGACCCUUGGGAAAGGGUCGUACGACCCCCUAAGGGGUCGCAACCCACAGGUUGAGAACCGCUGUCUUAGAUAAAGUGUUUAUUACGUAUUACAUUAAUCCACGUGCCCCCUCCUCCUCUCGCCCAAUACAUUGCUAACCAUAAGUAUUUGUGUUCCCAACUCUACUAGCGAUGUUCCCGAGAAUCAAGUGUACAGCCUGGUUCUGAGGCAACACGAGGAGAUUGAGGACUGGGACUGCUACGAGGCGGCGGUGGACACACUCCUCUCCCUCUGCCCCGGGCUGGACAUCACAACCAACGACUUCGCCCUCAGGAAGUUCUUCACGCUGGUGAACGCCUGCAAUCACAACCCGCAACGUAAAGUUCUGUCAGCCAUCGAGGCCGCCACGUUCAGUAGCCCCCUGUGUCGUGUUGAGAACUAACCACGACACCAAGAUGCCCCUAUGGCUGACAAGACGUUGUUGUCAAUGUCGUUGCAGUUUUCUUUCUUACCAAAUAGAGAAAGUAAACCGAUUUUAAGUCGUUAUAAAACCUAAUAUAUUUGUGAGAAAAAAAAAUAUUGAAGGGUGACUUUAACAUUUAGAGUAAGUAAAACACUCACAUUAUUUAAAAAUUUUUUUUUUUUUUUGGUUUGGAUUAAGAAGGUAAGGUUUAUCAGAUUGUUCAAUGCAGGGACGUCUAUCUCUCCCCAUCCCCGCUGUGUAGACGCCCCUGGUUAAAUGAGUGCUAGAUCUUCAAGUCUGGCUUACGUUUCCCUGUUUUUCACAGCUUUAAAUUAUAUCAAAAAUCAAAAGAGCAUCAAUUUAUUAGAGGAGUUAUGUUAUCGGCUGUAGACGAGCCAGGAAUCCCCUUGACGCUGCAUGAAAAUGAUUGUGUUAUUGCUCCAUGGAAUGCCUUGUUGCACAAGAAGAAUGGCUGGAUGUACAUGACGGGAGUGAACGGAAUUUUUACUAGUAUUAUGUCAUUUUAAUAUCGAUAAAAUAUUUUGAAAAAAAAUAUAUGAGCAUCUUUGUAUUUCUGAUUUCUUCUACCUAUUUAAAGAACAACAAACUACAAUUUUUUGUUGUUACUGUUGUUGUAAUGCAAAUCCGCUUAUUGUAAACGAAAAGGCUCAACAACGUGCCUUUAAACAAUGUUUAAUAUCUACGCAAUCCCACGAGCCCUGACUCCCCGAGUGACGAUGUCUGUCGCCGCGUAAGUCCAUCUUCACCGUACGGGGGCCGGCACACGGGGAGGACAUUCCUUUCACUUGAAUCAACCCGGUGUCAGAUACAUUCACAACUGGGUCUCCAGAUCAACUGGACGACCUUUUUUUUCUUUUUUUAACAGUUUUUUUCCUUCGACAUCUGAUUGCUUACCACUGUGACAUAGAGACCGGCCACGUGACAAGUCUCCAUUACCGUGGCGUGGAAACGAUCUAUGUGUCAAUACUUUCUUUGUGACACAGAAUAUAUCUAUUUGACUAGUCAUCACCACUGUGGCUGGUAAAUAUCACUGUUACCUAUUAGAGACCGACCGAAAGUGAUUUUCUGAUUUCGGCCGAAGCCGAAAAUUGGCCGAAAGUUUAAAAUGACUUUCGGCCGAAACCGAAAAAAGGCCGAAGGUUUAAAAAUGAUUUUCGGCCGAAACCGAAAAAGGGCCGAAUAUUAAAAAUGAAUUUCGGCCGAAACCGAAGCCGAAGCCGAAACCGAAAAUGUAAUAUUAAGUUAUUUUGAAAUUCGAUCUCGCAUACAUCUGCAUACAUCGAAAAUGAUGAGGGAAAGUAUAAAUAUUUACAUUCUUUUUAUAAAAAAUGAGAUAAUCGUGAAUAUUAAUAAAUAAACAUCUAAAAUAGGGGUCUCAAACUCGCGGCCCGCAAGCCAUUUGUGACCCGCAAGACGAUAUUUU
Messenger RNA from Lymnaea stagnalis (great pond snail), 5422 nucleotides. The record is from the annotation of a GenBank genome assembly. NCBI's taxonomy places the organism in Eukaryota, Metazoa, Mollusca, Gastropoda, Lymnaeidae.